GUACUUGGACAUGCCAAAGGUGGUGAGAGUUGGGCCAGUGAUGGGUCCUACAGUGUCAAACAAACAGGGCACAAUCUCCCAGUUCUUUGCUACAAACAACUGCCCUGUGUGUGAUGCUCAGACCAAACUGCUGGUUUGUGAACAGUGUUGCAAGGACCCACAGUUGGUGAUGUUCAUGCUGACUUCCAGGAUUCAAGACUGGGAGAAGACAUAUUGUAAACUGACUCAGGUGUGUGCUGCCUGCCAGGGUACCCAGGACUGCGACCAGACUUGUGUGUCCAUUGACUGCCCCAUCAUGUUCCGUCGGAGCACUGCCAAAAACGACCUCGUCAGGGCUGACAACUUGCAAGAGAUUCUCACUAAGUAUUUGCAGUUUUGA
Messenger RNA from Candidula unifasciata, 379 nucleotides. Lineage: Eukaryota; Metazoa; Mollusca; Gastropoda; Stylommatophora; Geomitridae. The record is from the annotation of a GenBank genome assembly.